Messenger RNA from Labrus mixtus (cuckoo wrasse), 1708 nucleotides. Its product is annotated as CD209 antigen-like. NCBI's taxonomy places the organism in Eukaryota, Metazoa, Chordata, Actinopteri, Labriformes, Labridae. The transcript is spliced from 6 exons. Bases 374 to 1261 code for a protein of 295 amino acids. The record is from RefSeq and is a predicted model, not a curated record.
UGACCUUGCCUGCCGUCUUGGAUUUCCGCAGCGUCUUUAUUACAAAGUUUUUGGAGUGCUGUGUGAAAACAGCUUCUGUCUGUCCGUCUGUCCGUCUGUUUUGUAGUUACUCAGCGCGAUCACGGUUUGAGUUUCAGAUUCAGCUCAACAAGAAAAUGAAAACCACCGUCAUGCAGCUGCAGUAAGUGGUCACCCAGAAUACUGUCACCACCAACCCUCAGGUUCCUGUUUUGCACACUCCCGAGCUGCUGACUGUCUCACAAAGGGGACAACUUAUAUAUGAACACGACAGCUUAUAGUGAUCAUUAUACUAACAGAAACACACAUCGGUACAUCAGGAGUAAGCUUAAACCAAACCACCAAGCUGAACAUCAUGGAUGAAUCAGACACAUAUGCUAACGUAGAUGAACCUCCAGGCCAGCCUUGCAAAAGGACGGGUUUACUAAACGGCUCGGAGAGUAUUUAUGCGAAUGAAGAAAUAUUUCAGACUCUGGAGAUGAGCACAGCGGGAACUUCACUCACAGGUGCUGGACACUUCAAGAAGAGUUUGUCCAGAAUUGUCGUGGUGUGUCUGGGUCUGCUGUGUGUUCUCCUCCUGACUGGACUCAUUACUCUGAUGAUCCAACACAACAAACACAACUCUGAGUGGAAAUCAGACAUGAUCAUGUUGAACAUCAGUAACAACAACCUGGACAAAGAGAGGAACCAGUUACAGACCACUUACAACAACCUGGACAAAGAGAGGAACCAGUUACAGACCACUUACAACAACCUGGACAAAGAGAGGAACCAGUUACAGAGCAGCUACAACAAUUUGGCUCAAGAACGAGACAUGCUACAAAACAGACUGGAGGAGGUUCAGAAAAAGCUUCUUGAAGGCCUUAAAGGUUGGGUGCAUUUCAACGGAAGUUUCUAUUACAUUUCUUCUCUGGAGAAGCCCUGGCAAGAAAGUAGAGCUGACUGCUUACAGAGAGGUGCAGACCUGAUGAUUAUCAACAGCAAAGAAGAACAGGACUUUGCGAGAAGUUUCCAGAAGCUCGUGUGGAUCGGACUGUCUGACAGAGAGAAAGAGGGGACGUGGAAAUGGGUGGAUGGGACUCCGCUGAACACAAGCUACUGGAACUCAAGGGAGCCAAAUGGUGUUCCAAACAGAGAUGAAGACUGCACUGAAAUAAAGAUGUACGGUUUGGUGAACAGCUGGAAUGAUGAGUCGUGUGAACUUCGAAGAUUCUGGAUCUGUGAAAAGACUUUUAAUAUGUAGCCCGGCGUCCACAUUUGACCUUCCUGACUUUAUGCUAAAAGCCAGUGAGAAGUCAAGGUGUGCAGAUGUUUAUACGCUGCUUUUCAAUGGAAAAUAUUCACACAGAGUCCAUGUUCAGGCUGGGAAGAUUGCGCAGCGUUCAGUGUCAGUGUGAUGAUUGCUAACUGGGUGAGAAACCAUUAUUUUGUAAGGUCCCUUACCUUUGAACAAAUCCACAAAUAUACUGAUGCAGUGUUUCCCCUAGGUUUACAGCUUUGGGGGGGUGGGGGGUGCGGGCAGACGGACGCUGACACAAACACUUUAAGGAAUCUUGGUGUUCAUGCGUUACUUUUAAUGACAACUGUCCUGUUCUAUCAGAAAGGUAUCCUUAAAUUACUUAUUUUCCUGAUUUCCGACUCUAUCCACUAUCCUAUCUCUACAAUAAAGGCACAAAAAGCCAAAAAAUAA